AUGGGUGGUAAUAACUAUGGGGGUACAGGACAGUCGCCGUCCGGCCCAGCCAUCACUUCUGUGAUUCAGGCUCUCGAGGCUGCUAGAGACAGUGCAGAAAGCGCGCAAGACCCGACUGUGGUGCAUAUUCUCGAGACUGCAAUAGCGGAUAUCUGGAGAAAGAUCGAAGCGCAACCAACAUCAUAUGUGAUGACAAGAGACGAAUUCGCUGUCUUCAACUAUUUCCAAGGCCCAUUACUUGGUCAGACAAUUCUGUCGAACUCCAACCCUAGACGUAGCUCAACUGGGCUAAAGAGCCUACUUCUCGCAAUCCUCGGUGCAUGUGUAGCUUUGACUUUCCUCCUUGGAACGUGUUUACCAGCGACAGUCGAGCAGUGGCCGGUUGACGAGAUCUCUUCAGCAUCUUUCGACCUUGUGAAGUAUGCAGUUGCAGCUCCUUCCGCAACACCAUCCUCUUCUGCAGUGCUUGAAGACUUUCAGGUCUACCAGCCUGUACUCACACCUUCAGGGGCAACAGACGAAACCACUUCAGACGAUGGAGCCGAGAAUACAACAACCAUCGCCCAGUCUGGAACCACAGGUAGCUGCCAGGUUACUUUGAUGGUUCAUUCUUUCGGAUACAGCUACGGGAUACCCUUUGUUGGAGAGUAUACGCCGCCAAGUUGCGACUUCAACCGAGUCAGCAUGAAUUUCACGGUUACAUCGCAAGGUCGUCAGUUUGACAGGCUUGCCCUUAUGUACUUCAACGAUACCGAGGUGUGGCGGACAUCUACCGCAGAGCCCACUGUGAACGGUAUCAGAUGGGAGUACAUCAAGGACAUGUCUGAGUUUAUGUACUUCUGGAACACGCCUCAAAAGCUUAUUUUCGACCUCGGGAAUUUGAUAGACUCGACCUAUACUGGCUAUUACAACACGACACUGACAGCAACCUUCUUCACUAGUCAAGAAACGGUAGAACCAGCAGACUUAAUUGUCCCCAUUUCCGCUAGACAGGGAGCCGCCAACCAAGCUAGUCUUUUCACCUUACCGUCUGACAACGCCACGAAUACAAUAAGCUUUCCACGAAACGUCAACCGAGCGGUAUUCUCUGUGUCAGCCUGCGGACAAGCAACGGAAGAGUUCUGGUGGUCAAAUGUCCUGCAAUCUGAUGUCAAUACUUUUGUCCCCUACGACGGCACACUUUACGGCUAUUCGCCCUUCCGUGAAGUUCAGGUAUUGAUCGAUGGGCAACUUGCUGGCGUACAGUGGCCCUUCCCAGUCAUCUUUACAGGAGGUGUAGUUCCAGGGUUGUGGCGACCGAUUGUUGGGAUUGACGCUUUUGACCUGCGGGAGCAUGAAAUUGACAUUACACCCUGGUUACCUAUUCUCUGCGAUGGAGCUCAACAUACUUUCGAAAUACGAGUUGCUGGCAUUGAUGAUGAUGGCAAGACCAGUGGCACACUUACCAAGACUGUCGGUGCUUCAUGGUAUGUUACAGGAAAGGUAUUCGUCUGGCUUGAUGACGAUGAGAGCUCCAUAACCACUGGGGAUGCGCCUACCCUUGUUCAGCCAGAGCCUGUGAUUACGCUCUCACAGUCUCUCACGCAGAAUGCCACGGGCGCGAACGAGACUCUUACAUACACGACAGACGUCAAGCGAACAUUCUCAGUCUCUUCCUCGAUCACGACUCAAAACGGAACUCAGACCGUGACUUGGACGCAAAACCUCGCAGUCACAAACUACGGACAAUACACCGACUUUGGCGCCAUUCAAGUUAACGACCAAACCACAACAGGACUCGACGAAUCAUCAGGUGGAACGUACUACAAGUCCUCCUACUCCUACCCUCUCUAUGCCAACACAAGCUACUUCGUCUAUCCGAGCGGAAAUUACACCAUUGGCGCAACUAUUGUGAGAGGUCUAGAUCUAGAUAUCCAAGGCACACCCGUCUUCCCAACCGGUCUACAACCUUUCGCACAACUACCAAAGAGCGCACCGCUCGUAUCAGGCUUCUCGGGAACCUCACUCAGCACCACGCAAAAUGGCUCAGCGUCCUACUUCGCAGACCCGAACAUCGGUCUAGCAACCGGCUUCGGAAGUACGAGUCAAGAUUUCAGCUUCAAGGGCAUUGAUGUCAGCAACGGCGUUGCGGACACGGAACUCUAUUACAGGAGUGUGGAAGCUGUGAACUCGACCAUAGUGAGGGAUUACGAGAGCUUGAUUGGUGUCGAGUUGGGGAGCUACGGGUAUCCCGUCGAGGCGGUGGGCAGUGGACAGAGGGUCAUGGCUGUGUUGAGUCCGAAGGCGGUUUUGGGGAGGGGGCCGGGGGUGGCUAAGGAACAGCUUGUUCAAGGCGGUGGUGGGAAUUAG
Messenger RNA from Mollisia scopiformis, 2349 nucleotides. RefSeq lists its product as uncharacterized. Bases 1 to 2349 code for a protein of 782 amino acids. The record is from RefSeq and is a predicted model, not a curated record. Lineage: Eukaryota; Fungi; Ascomycota; Leotiomycetes; Helotiales; Mollisiaceae. The transcript has 3 exons.